Zootoca vivipara (common lizard) is the source of this 1128-nucleotide messenger RNA. Its product is annotated as galanin receptor 2b-like. Gene Ontology annotation, molecular function: G protein-coupled receptor activity. Lineage: Eukaryota; Metazoa; Chordata; Lepidosauria; Squamata; Lacertidae. The record is from RefSeq and is a predicted model, not a curated record. Gene Ontology annotation, biological process: G protein-coupled receptor signaling pathway. Gene Ontology annotation, cellular component: plasma membrane.
ACAAUGACCGAACAGGAAGACUUUGCCAGCUUGGCUGGACAUUGGAACACCUCUGAUGCCCACCAGUUCAGCCUGGCCAGUGUCAUCGUCCCUGUCGUCUUCUCCUUGAUUUUUCUUCUGGGCACCAUCGGCAACAGCCUGGUCCUGGCCGUGCUGCUGCGGAACGGGCAGGUGGGGCACAACAGCACCAACCUCUUCAUCCUCAACCUCAGCCUGGCCGACUUCUUCUUCAUCAUCUGCUGCGUGCCUUUCCAGGCCACGAUCUACUCCCUGGAGGGCUGGGUCUUUGGGUCGUUCAUGUGCAAGGCUGUCCACUUCUUCAUCUACCUUACUAUGUACGCCAGCAGUUUCACCCUGGCUGCCGUCUCUGUAGACAGAUACCUGGCCAUCCGAUACCCGCUGCGCUCCCGGGAGCUGCGGACGCCCUGCAACGCGGUGGCAGCGAUGGCUGUCAUUUGGGGCCUCUCCGUGAUCUUUUCAGGGCCCUACCUGAACUACUACGACCUGAUUGAAUGGGAGGGCAGCUACAUCUGUGUGCCAGGAUGGGAGGAAUGGCGCCGGAAGAUCAUGGACACCUGCACCUUCACUUUCGGCUACGUCAUCCCGGUGCUGAUCGUCAGCCUCUCCUACACGCGGACGAUUAAAUACCUAUGGACAGCGGUGGACCCCCUGGAGGACAUGUCCGAGUCCAAGAAGGCCAAGCGCAAAGUGACCAAGAUGAUCAUCAUCGUGACUGUCCUCUUCUGCCUCUGCUGGCUGCCCUACCACGUUGUCGUGCUCCGUUACCUCUACGGAGACUUCCCUUUCAACCAGACCACCUACGCCUUCCGGCUCCUCUCCCACUGCAUGGCCUAUGCCAACUCUUGCCUCAACCCCAUCGUCUACGCCCUGGUCUCCAAGCACUUCCGCAAGGGCUUCAAGAAGGUCUUCAGCUGCCUGCUGCGGAAGAAGGCCCGGAACAGGGUCCACGUUGUCCAUGCCGCUCAUACCGCCCACGGCUUCGAGGCAGGUUCCACAGAAGUCUCUCAGAUGAACGAGGACAACAAUGGGCAGCUGAAUGGAUGCGAACUGGACGCAAGGUCUCUUGUGGUCCCCACAGGACCUGGCAGGACUCUCCAUGUUUCUUAA